ACGUGGAUUGAAAAUUAUAAUGUUGAAGCGUAGCAUUGGAGUUGGUUAAAAGCAAGGCUGGUUUUGCUUGUAUGACUUUAGACCCCGACUGGUAUCAUUGUCACACCAUACAAAUGCUCUAUGUUGGAAUUCACACAACAUGUUUACGGCUUUCAGAGACUUGCUUUAAUUUUGGGGCUCCUCGCAGUGUUCACUGUAUACAAUGUUGCGAACGAUCUCCACUCGAAUUCGUGCACUGGAGAGCAAUCGACCGCAAAAAGGAACUCAUUUAAUUUCCGCAAGUUUGGGAACGAGACGGGUUUAGAGGACUGUGUCGAUCUGUGUUGCAGAAAUGAUGCGUGCGAGCUGGCGAUAUUUUCGCGCGGUUUUCAUUGUUAUGGUGUUUCAUGCGACAAGCCGGAACUUUGCCACAAGAUACUAGACCGACUGUUAAUGGAGGAUGAAAGACAACUGCAGCGAAACCAAAGGAAUGCAGAAACUACAGACUUUAUCAGGCACACGUCACAAGUCACCAACCCAAGGUGUCCCAAACGCUUUGUACCCAGCUUUCAUGUCCUUCUCCUCCCUGCGAGUACAACUCGCGAGUUUCACAAAUUGUCUCAGCAGUCGGAAGAUGGAGGCCAGUGCAGUGCACAGUGCUGUAGGUCACGGGAAUGCUUGCUCUCUUUCAUCGAAGGUGGAGAGUGUUAUGGCGUGACUGGUUUAUGGGCUGAUGGUAGAAGUACAAAGAGUGCACGAGAACCUACCCUUGGUUUAGAAAUUGCUAUAAUUGAUCGAAAUAAAGAGGUUUCAAGAAGCUUGGAUGAUGGGGAUGAGGACCCAGAUGAUAUAGGUUCCGAUGACAGCGAUAUAAAGUCGUCAGACGUUGAAUCGUCUAGGCCUCGGCCAACUGAAGGCGACAGCAACCUGCAGACAUCAAAGGCUAGCAAAAUAUCCUCAACUACAAGAGUAACAGUUGCAAAAGCCAAGGAGAGCGUAUUCUCAAACAGGAUACCGACCAAAGGACGUACAAAACAUAAAGCACAGGUCGCAACUCUAGGGCAUGGACAGCAUCUGUCAAAUCGAUCCGGACCGAAGCAUCCCAAAUUGUUUACCACGAAGAGAAUUACGAAAAAAGGUGUACCAUUUCAUUUUAAAGGCGUUGGAAAGAGAACAACUCCUCCAGUUUCCCAAAAAAGGGCAUUCAAAUUGAAUUCCGACAGCAAAAGUUUGACGAAACAAUCAAGCUCAGCAAUCAAACCUUCGCAAAGGGUGAGCUCCCCUAAAUGUGAAAAUGUAACAAAGGUAAAACUAAAAGCAAAAGUUUGGAAGGCUGCUGCAACCAGACAAGGAACCCAAAGAAUAGAAACUGGAAGAUACUCUAAGAGAAAGCAUAAUGUCAGACAUAUGAAACAAACCACAGAGACAACUACUGUGAUAAAACCCAGCAGUAGUAGUUUUAAACUAUCAAGAAAUAGCGGUAUAAGUUUUGAAAUUGGCGAGAAAAAGCUCGAUACUCAUUACGAGGGGUCCACUACACGUCUGGUGGAGGGAACAGACCAAGAAAACUCUCGCGACGAUGAAGGUUCAUUGAGUGGAUCUGAUAGUAUCAGUGGAGAUCAGAGAUAUUUUGGAAAAGACCGUGUGUUCAGCGGACAUGAUGCUUUCAGCGGAGAGAGUGGAUUUGACCAUAUCAGUAGAGAUCGCAGAUAUUUCGGCAAAGAACAUGAAUCGAGCGGACAUGAUGAUUUCAGCGGAGUAGGUGAAGACGAUGUGAGUGGGGACCUUGAAGAUUUGAGUAGAAAUGGUAACGAUUUGAGCAAGGAUGGCGAGGAUUUAAUGGAAUAUGCCAAGGUGCCGAGUGAAGAUGGUUCGGUUAAACAUCAUUUGAGUGAUAGUGACAGUAGUGGAUAUGACAUUGGGUUCAGUGGAUACGCAGAAAAUUCAGGUGGAAGUAAAAAAGACUGGAGUAAAAAUAAAGUUAGCUCCACCGAAGACGGGAACGGACCAUAUAAGAUAAAUCAUAGUCUAAAGCCUAAACUGCAUCAAGGAGAAGACAAGAACGGGAACGUUGCAAGAAAAAAAAUUGAUCUCAUCAAAGAUUUGGAAGAACUUGGGUCAGAUAAAGAUAACAGUAGAGUGCUCGGUAAGCAAGCCUCGAAGAAAGUUCCAAAAGUUCCUCGUGUCCUGGCAUCUGGUACAAAGAAGGACCAGAACACCAAAAAAGGAAGAGAUGAAAGAAUGAAAUCAAAAAAGGUUCACUUUGAUCUAAAAAGUUCUGGAAAAAUAAAGAACCAGUCAAGUUCCAAAAUAUCAAGUAAAUUUCAAAGGAGCUCAUUGGAUGGUAGGAAUAAAUCUAGAAUCGAUGCAAACAUUGGUACAGGGAAUGUUCAGACGACUUUCAAACACCGUCUCCCUAAAACUCGACCUACAAGCCCUCGACUGUCUCAAAAUAAAGAAAGUUAUCGGAACAGAAUAGCCCAAAAUGAAAUGCUUGAUGUUAAAGCAAGCACCGUCACAGUUAAGUUAAAUCCAAACACAAAGAAAAGUUACGAUAAGACAGAACUGUUAACGAGAAAGAAAGUGGGGAAAAAAAGAAUUCGAGAUGGGCACAGGCGUUCGAAGAUAAAAUCGGUCAAGAGGACAGUGAAACGCACCAAACCCAGUGAAAGAAAUCCGUCUGGUCGACUCAUGAAAACAAAAGCUAACGUUACAGACUUGGGUACGAGGCCGUUGCCCAUUCAUGGUGUACGGAAUGUUACCAAUAAGCACAAGUUAACCACAAAAAGGCUCAAGCUUAACAGAAACGCAGCAAACUCUCCCGCAACACAGAUUAUUCCUAAGGCAAUGUCAUCAGGAAAAGUUCGUAACGUUAAAUCCAGUAGCCUUCGUAGCAAAGGAAAAGCUAAGGUCACUCGAACAGGAGACAAUGCGACUUCACAUAGACCAUCGACCAGGGACAAGAGUGUAAAGGAUCAAGAAAAACAGGUAAAACUUAAUGGCAAAUCCAAAUCCAGUUCGGAAAAAUUGAUGGCAAAGGUUGGUCAAGUAAUCAACCAAAAGAAGCGGAAAUCUCUAGAGUUGGGGAGAUUCCACGAGAGUGACCGGUUACAAAGCAAAGUUAAAUCCUUGACAGAUAACGACGAGAAGCCGACUACAUUGGGAAAUAAAACAGCGCGUCGUAAAAUAACCAAAAGUAUGAUUGCAAAUGUUAACUCCGCAAUAGCGGACACUGGUGAUCUUAUGCAAUAUGCGCAUCGCAAAGUGUCCGUUGGGCACAAAAUAACGCAGAAAAUUACACCCGGACGUAACGGCUCCAAUGCGAAAGGUAAAAUGCCACAGAAAACCGCUUCAUCGACCAAAGCAAUGGUUCGUAAGGACGGUCAUAGCAUGUACAAGACCAGUCCAAAGGACACACUGCAAAACAAACUUCUGAAUGUUCAUCGAAAACCUCGCGUCAAACAUAAGAAACAAAAUAUUAUGCAUGGACGGAGGGCACCGAUUUCGCAUCCACCGGCCAAGACCUCGGAGAAAGGAGUCAAUAAAAAGGAGUCAAAAGUUAGUACUCAUCAAGAUCUUAUGUUGUCUUCUGGUGAAGGGAGCUUUUCUUCGAAAGAAAACCGUUCAUUUGUAUCCCGCAUUACCUUUUCACCCCAUCAUUCCAUGUAUACUCUAAAAAAAAAUUCGUCCUGGUUGUCUACAAAGCAACGCAGCAAUAGCAAUGCCUCUGACGUCAAGUCUACGUUCUUGGGUCAUUUUGUGAACGAUAGUGGUGGUAUUAAUGGUAUCGAUUUCUCAGUUAAAUCCAGUGAAAAGCACCAUAAACAUAACAGUAAACACCGUUUAACCGUUGAUCUGGACGACUUAGGAGACGCUGAUUUUGAUAUAAUGAUGUCCAAUGAUAUUCCUCACAAGGAAGUACCCAAAAAGUCGAAGGGAAAAAAUCAUAAACAUUUAAGUAACAGCAACAAAAUAUAUGAUGAUAGUAGAACAGAGAAGAAAAGGAAGCACAACUCCCAUUUGAAUAACGAGGAUGACAACGCCAGAGGAUCGUUCCACGAACACAAAGACCAAAGUGAGGCAACGAGCAAAAGUAAACUCCAUCGACACCAUCAUCAUUCCCACAAGGAAGGAAAUAAAGAUAGAAACGAGGAAGAUGAAGAGAGAACCUCCAAAGACGAAGAUGAUCACAAAAAUCUCGAGCGUAAAUUGCGUCAUCACCAUAAGCACCAUGAUAAUACCAAUGCUGUAGAACAGAAAGACGACGAAGACGAGAAUCACCAGCAUAGUGCACACAAGGAACAUGUGCAUUAUAAAAAGAAAGAAAACAACGAAGAAGGUGGUGAGGAUAACAGGGAAGAUAGGAAGCAUAUAGGGCACCACCAUGCUGAGCAAGACGAAAGUGCUCGUUCAAAUGAUGAUCGGAAGAUGAAACAUCAUCGCCACCAUAAGCAUCAGGGUCACGAUGAUAUACCAAAAAUAAAAUAUGAUGACAAUCAUUGGCAGGGGAAGGUUAUUCCUGGGAGAGUUAAAAUUACGUAUGAUAAAGACAAAACUAAGAAGCGACAUCAUCGCCAUCACAAGCAUAACAUCCAAAACGAUGAUGACAACUUUGAAACAAGAGAAAAUCACCAUAAGAGGAAAAAAUCCUUUAAAGCACACGAAAUGGAUAGCGAUAGCGACGACAAUACCAGUAACAGAAAACUUCUAAAACAUUUUAAGGAAAAUGCUAGAGUGAGAGAGAGUGAUGACGAUGAUGAAACGGGGGAAAAGCGUACAAGUGACAGAGGUAACACUCAUAAGAAACAUGUCGCAGAAAAAGAGGAAAGUGCAGAAGAGAAAACGGACGUAAAUUAUGAAGAGGUGAUAAAGAGUCGGCAUAGGGCAUCUCAUGAUGAAGACGAUAACGAUCAUUCCGAUGAAUCUUCUGAAAGCCAGCGAGAAGGAAAAGGAGACAAUGAUGAGAGACAAGACAACGACAAAGUCAACGAGGAAGACAAAGGUGAUGAAGAUGACCAUGGCGACUAUCGUGAAAAUAAGAAAAAUAAUCGAGUAGUUGUAGGCGAUGAUUCUGGAGGUGACGAAGAAGAAGAAGAUAAACAAACAGAGGAAAGUCACGAUGAAGACAGAUACUGGAUUAAGCACAACCACCAUGAACAAGAAGGUGCUAGUAACAAGGAAGAGGAUCAUGAAAAUAGAAAUCAUAAGGAAUAUCACAAACCUCAUUUUCACCAUGAACAUUGGGAAUCUGAACACAGGCACCAUGAAUCUCAUUUGGAAUCAAAGGCAAGGGAUGAUGAUAGUAGUGAUCAUUUUGGCGGUGAGGUGCAGAAUAACUUCAAACAUCGAAGACGAAAUUUCAGAAAAUCCAAGAUUUUUCACAGGGAGAGGAAGAAGGAAUGGAGGCAACAUCAUGAAGCAGAAGACGGAAAUGAAGAAACUGAAAAUGAUAACCAAGAAAGAAACUUUGAAAGCAGCCAUAAAGAGCACCAUUAUCAUUAUAAACGCCCGGACUGGAAAAAUGACAAGGAGGCAGAAGAGUAUAAGGAACAUGACGAGCAAAAAGAAACAUAUGAACGGGAUCCUUUUAGGAAUAACGAAGAAGAUAAUGUAAGAAAUCACGAACAUAUCAAUGAACAGAUCCCAGACUAUGAAAAAGAGCGCGAGGAUUCAGAAGACUCUCGUUCUCGUGAUAGAAUGGAGGAACGCAGACCAAAUGAAGAAUCCGGAGAACACAAACACAAACACUAUUAUCACGAAAAGUUUCAUCACUUUCCUCAAGAUGAUGGGGCUACAUGGAAAAAUGAAGGAGACUUUGAAGGGGGGAAAUAUGAAAAAGGAGAUGUUCCACACAGACAUGAACAAGUGUACAACCACCGGCUUCUGGAUGAGAACGAGAAGCCUCAAGAGGAUAAUAGAGACCAUGAUGUGCACUAUUUCCACGGUCCUAAACAUAAACCGAGGCCCUGGGAGAAAUGGCACCGGAAGAAUCGCCACCACUCUUAUGAGAAAGUCGACCCCGAAUUUGAGGGUACUGGGGGCCCGUUUGAUUCUUCGGCGUGGAUGCGCGUUUACAGUUCUGAUAAUGAUGAUUACGAUCAAUAUUAUGGUGGUGAAGGUAAUCAGGAAUACCAUGGACGUAAACAUUCUAAGCACAAACAUCGUAAACAUAGGCAAAGCUAUGAAUAUUUGGGUUACGGAAAUCAAAACCCCUCAUAUUAUGAUUACAACUAUCAAAAUUCUAGAGCUCCGUUAGGAUACUAUAAGCCGAGGUCUGAAUUUCGCUCUUACUAUGAAUGGCGUAAAGAGCAUUACCGUGACUAUGAUAGGUGGAAACCGAAACCUUCUAGAUGGUACCCAAAUAAUGAGCACUGGUAUAGGAAAUCAUCUUGGGCACCUCUACAAGAGAAAAGACCCGCAGACGUUCAGUGGAAGAAAUUUUACGAAAACAAUGGCAUUCUACCUAUACCUACCCCUUACCCCGAGGAUCCGUCAAACCGUGGGCGACCAACAAAUCCACAAUGGAAGCCACAUGAUCAAACACAGAACAGCUUUGGGGAAAAUAACUGGUCCUCAGACCAUUAUCCCGGUCAAGGAGACAGAGGAAGUGAGGAUCAAAACCAAGAACAAUACAAUGACUGGAGUAAAAAUGGACUCCCUCUUCCUUUAAAACAGGGUGGUUACAGGCCACAGCAAAACCCAGCCGUACCUGAGUCGCAGCCAUGGAGAAAUAUCAAUACUUCCAAACAUGGUGACGGACAACAAUCAACAGGAGUUCAGUCGCAAUAUGUUCCUCCUGCUCCACAAAACUAUAAUGGAAUCGUUAAUCGGACAAAGUUUCGCCCAACGAUCCGCCGGCAAAAUCCAGCUGGUUCAUCACCACAAUUAUCAGGCCCAACGAGUAUUAACCAGAUCAAAAACAUUAUGGAUAAGUUGAACACUCCACCUUCGACUGCCAAUGUCCAACAAACCAAAGCUGCUCCCCCAGUCAAACAAGGUAGACUGCGCAAUGCGACUAUCAACAAAGAUGGAGUUCCUAAGACCAACUUGACCACCACAGACCAAUGGAAAGAUAGAAACCGUCUGAAUGGAUUUUUCAAGGAAGAAAACAAUGGAAAGAAAAAGUCGGAGAUCUUGCGUCCUGCGAAUAGGAGCGAGGAUCAACAAGCUGAAAACAAUUCAAGUUCUAGAGGAAACGCAUCACAGCAUGCCCAUCUAACGCCACAGACGACCAAUUUACCUCCUAAACCUCCUUCCAACCAAGUCAAAAAUAAAACGACAGAAGGUCAUACCAAUCCACCACAUGCAGCAGGAAAUCAAACUAACAAGCCUACUGCGCCCAUACGAAAGAGCUCCCCGACAACUGCCAAGUCCACCUCUCAGACAACCACUGAAAACACUCCGGCAGCACCAAACUUUGGAGAUGUCUCUCAAUCCGAUGAUUCAUCAGAGACGGGAAAGAAACAUCGGAAACACCGGGCUCCUAUCUGCAUGGCGGGUAAAACAACAGACGACGUCACUUUACUGCGUGGUAAAAAGGCGGGAAAUUUUACUAACAUUGGCGACGUGGGUGACUUUGAGAUGUGUAUCAAGCGGUGCUGUCAGACGAAGACAUGUGACUUGGCUUUUAAGUCUGCAGAGACUUGUUUCCUGGUCGACUGCCUCAAUAAAGAGUCGUGCAAGACUACUGAGUCCCUGGAUGACAUAUUCAGCCCUCGGAUGUGUUUUGUGAAAAGGCAUUUGAGUGACGACGAAAAAGACGAUCAAGGACAAGACGGGGAAGAUGAAUGGGACGACAAGGUCUCUCCUUCAGGAAUUCGAGAAGUUUGUAAUGUGGAAAAGGCUCUUGGAAUUUUCUGGAAGAAAACGAUCGCGGGGCGUUUCUCUGCGCAUCCGUGCCCACGCGGCGCCAAAGGUUUCGUAAGGCGCCGUUGCGAAGCUGAUUCAAGAUGGCUGCCGCCUGACUUCAGUGAUUGUGUGUCUAAUGACUAUCAGGAUCUCUACGACAAGUCUAGAAAGCUUGCCGUUGGAGCCGAUCCAAGUCCUCUUAUCCGGGAACUCUCACAGUUGACAACUCAGAACAUCGAUAACUCCUUGAUAUUUGGAGGAGACCUGACCCGAGCUACAGAUAUUAUGGCCGCUAUAGUACAGCAUAACGGACAAACUGAAUUCUUAGAGAUGACCAGAGAGGAUGUAGAGAAUUUUGUGAGAGCCAGCAGUAAUCUCCUGGAUAUGACAAAUCAACAGGAAUGGUUCAAUAUCCAAAAGAAUAAACCAGGGUCAGCGGAUGUUCUGCGAGCCAUGGAAAUGUUUGCACUUCAAGCGGCCAGACGACUUUCCCGGGAAGAUAUGGCGGAACCGACAAUCACUAACAAUAUAGUUAUCAAGAUGGACAGAAAGUCCGCAGGGGAUGAUGGUCUGACUUUCCCAGACUUUGCUAAUCCAAGAAUAAAUCGCUGGGAUGCCAGACAUGACGUCAUUGCUCUUCCUUCAUCUGUAUUUGCUCAAACUACAAAAGACGUGAGUGUCGCUACAAUCAGUUUUAAAAGUUUGCCGUACUUGCUUCCCGAUUCUAACGUCAGUACUGGUCUUGGUCCAAAUUCCAAAGUGAUGUCAACGGUACUGCACCCCCACCCCCAGGGGAAGAUUAACCCACCCGUUACUAUAGUGCUCAGCCACAUCAAGCGGAAGCGUGGAAAUCCUAAAUGUGUAUUUUGGGAUUAUGCACUAAGUCCCCACAGAGGCGGAGCGUGGUCAUCACGUGGCUGCUGGCUAGCAUACAAUAACCACACCCACUCAAUCUGUCAAUGUAGUCAUCUUUCAAACUUUGCCGUCUUGAUGGAUCUCUCAUCGGACGAGGUUUCGCAAAAGGAACAGAAGAGGGAGAGGACAAUGGCUUUGAUGUGGAUUGGUAUUCCUGUACUCAUCGUGGGAGUAAUUGGUGGCCUGUACAUGUCUUUUAGCUGGAAUCGAAAAACAGGAAUGCCCAGCACCGUAACGAGGCCUUCCGGAGCACUGAACGAAAAAACUGGUUUGCUUGGACAGAGAGUGGUAACAAGUCAAGUGCGCGAAGAAUUCCCGCCAUCACCAACACGUGACCUUUAUCGCGCUCUGUCUCCUGGGUACUCGCCGACUGGUGAUCUUGAAUGGCAAGACGAGUUCGAUUUUGAGGUGGAGCCUGGUGACCAGGGAUUCAAACAGAUGCUUUUGCCCAAGUUCCAGAUGUUACAAAAUCAUCUGAUCAAUGAAUUCUAUGAUAGCGAGAAGAUGGAGACGAAAACGAAAAAACUCUUGGACACCAAGAUCCAACAAAAGCCCCAGAUCACAACCAUCAGUCCAGUACAACCGCCUUCAGAUCAGUCAAAUCACAGUCAAAAGACGAAGUCCCAGAGCACGGUAAUUGACCUUGCACAAUCCGAAAGGACACUCACAAGACAGAUAAUUGAACCGAAGUCUCACUUUACGACCGACUGCGUAAUGAGGUCACAGACUUUUAAGACAACACGUAGACAACCGAAGUAUCCUGUUAGAAAACUUCGAGUGAGAUUUGCGGAUGAAAGUCCACCAAGACGAAAUCUCACUGAUGAAGAUAAGGAGCGUUUUAAAAGGCUUCAAAAAAUGGAAAGAAGAGUCUUCGCUCAGCAUCUCAGUAGAUGGACAGCCAGUAGCCAUCUCAAUUUGUCAGAGUAGAUAUUUUUUUUUAAAUAAUAUGUUUGUGAAUACAUUUAUAAGUCACAUACUUAGCAAACAUUUACAAGACGUUAUUUUAUAACCCGCUCACUCAUUCACAAAUUCUUAAGAACUUUCCAAUACAGGAUAAAUUUUCAAGUUGAAUAUUGUCAUGUUGAUUUCAAAAGUCAUUUGAAACGAGGAAUUUUUGUGUCCCGGGGAAAGUGCCGGGAUUUCGAUAAAAUUCUUUCUCCGGCAUUCUACUGCCAGCUAUUCAGGACCUUUUACCGCCCUCUGUUGAGCCCGCGAACAGGCUCUCGUUUUUGGGUUUCCGGCCUUGCGGUACAGCCUGCUAUAACACCAUCCGCAGCCGCUCAUGGAAAACGUAAUUGAACCCCAUCUAAGCAGCGAAGCAAAAGACCUUUGGCCUCAUUUUCAAGGUGAAACCUGGUGCCCAUCCUUUCAUAUGAUGAUAUGUUUUCAUUCGCAUGCAAAUUAGACUCAUUUUCCAAGGAAUGGCUGAGCACCAGGCCUCGUUUUGAGAAAGAAGCGAAAGGUAAAUCGGAAAUGGCCUAUUCGUUGAAAAAACGUUGUCUACAGUCUAAAAGGUUGUAGGUUCCAUGGGAUUGGCUAGGUAUACCAACAUUACUGCUGUGUUAAAAAGCAAUAUUGCACCCAUGAUGUUAUGAGAAAAGCUUGACGGUUCAUUCGUCUGCUCGAGCGAAGCGCCUGACAAAAUUUACGGCUUUUCAACAAGUUAUUACUAAAUUUGGUUUCCAGUGACGUCUAAAAGUAGGACCAACAUGUUUUUUUUAAGAUCCACACGGACACGAGGCGUAAUCACAAGCAGAAUUCACACUGCGGGCUCACACAACCCUUUACUCCCAAAAUCUGACUAUUAAUUCUCCCCUCUGGCUGCAGAACAUUUAUUUGUGAAUUAGUUACAAGAAGUUGGUAUUCGAUCAAGAUAACAACUUCUACCUGAUAAGUUUGAGUAUUCUCAUUACCUGUUUUCUGGAUAAUAUAUGGAUAUUAUGGGGAGAAGUUACAUGUUGAUCACUUCUGUGAGUUUAAAGGGUUGAUUCUUAAAUUUAUCAGCUCUUCUGCAUUUUAUAUUCCAAAGACAACAACCCACGUGGUAACGGUAUAUGUAAAUUGCGUUCUAUACUUUUGAUAUAUUUAAAUGAAUAUGUAAAGUGUAAAUAAAAUGCAAUUCCUUCCAGUCUCUUGGAAGACUUGUGUAAAGGAAGUAAAUGUUUAUUUUCCUAGAAAUAACAGAUAAAUGUGGUUAAUUUAUAAAUAGAAAUAUUUUUGUACAUUCCAUUUUUUUACAAAUUUUGUUAGGCGUAAGGAUGUUAUUAAACAUAU
Messenger RNA from Stylophora pistillata, 11016 nucleotides. RefSeq lists its product as uncharacterized. Gene Ontology annotation, cellular component: membrane. Gene Ontology annotation, biological process: adenylate cyclase-activating G protein-coupled receptor signaling pathway. The record is from RefSeq and is a predicted model, not a curated record. NCBI's taxonomy places the organism in Eukaryota, Metazoa, Cnidaria, Anthozoa, Scleractinia, Pocilloporidae. Gene Ontology annotation, molecular function: G protein-coupled receptor activity.